Messenger RNA from Anolis sagrei ordinatus, 2389 nucleotides. It is a transcript of the gene BBS12, whose product is annotated as Bardet-Biedl syndrome 12. Gene Ontology annotation, biological process: chaperone-mediated protein complex assembly; photoreceptor cell maintenance. Gene Ontology annotation, molecular function: ATP binding. Lineage: Eukaryota; Metazoa; Chordata; Lepidosauria; Squamata; Anolidae. The record is from RefSeq and is a predicted model, not a curated record.
CGUCGUUUGUCAGCGCAUGCGUAAAGGAAGGAACAGAAUUCAGAAGGGAUAAACGAGGCAGUGGCCCUUCAGCAACACUGGAUAUCUUGUGAUCAUGGCUUUCAGAAGUAUGAGCAGUAAGAAACAUAUUGGACUUCAAGAGCUUUCAGCUUUGGCAUCCACUGGAAGGACCCUUUUAGGACCGGUGAAAUCAUCCAAAUUUAUAAUUAACGAAAGUACUCUGGACAGUAUCUUGAUUUGUUCUGCAGCGAGACUUCUAGAAAACUUGGAUUUCAAUAGUGCCGUUGGACAGCUUCUUAACGAGUCCAUCCAGGCGCAGGAGAAAGAAUAUAAAACUGGGACAACUACUUUAUUAUUUCUAGUCAGUGCAUGGAGCAAUGCUGUCCUUGAAUGCCUUCAGCAGGAUGUUCCUGUUUCAGUAAUAGUAUCUGUGAUGUCCGAAGGUCUGAAUUCUUGCAUUGAACAUGUGCAAGGCCUUGCGUUAUCGCUGCACGAUAUACACCAAAGGCGAGAUGAUGGAGACACCAGUUGUAUUUUCACGGACAAAGAACACUGUUUGCAAAAUUGCGAGUUUGGGGUAUCAAACUGCAACCAAAGAUCAAAAGUAACCCAUAGUAGAUACUUCAGUAAUGUAAAGGAACUACCUUUACCCUGGCAACUAGAUCGAUCCAAAAAACAUUUUGAUGAGCUCUGUGAUCUAGCAAUGUCACUUAGCCAUGAAAGCUGGCCUGCCAUGAAAUUGGUGCAGGAUGUUCUCAGCUACCAGUUGCAUAGUGUCAGCAUAAUGGCUCUUCCUUUCCAAUUUAACCUUUCAGAGGUCGUGACUUGUUGUUUACCAGGUGUUUCUGAAACCCAUUCUUGUGUUUAUCCUGGUUACACAACUUUAAUAUGCCCAGAGAAAGCGGUCGUUGCGAAGCACUUUCAGGAUGAGCCUCUUCGUGUUAUUCUUGUAAAUGGGGACCUAAGUGAAACCUAUCGCCAUUUGGGCUUUAAGAGGCCACAGAAUGUAAGAAUCCUCUUUGAAAGUGCAUCUGAUCUGGAAAACAGCCAGAGAUCUUGGGUGGAUUCUAUGCUAGAUAUUCUGAUUCAGUUUGGGAUAAAUUUAGUUUUGGUACAAGGUGCGAUCUGUAGAAGUUUGGAACAAUGCUGUCUGUUGAAUAACAUAUUGGUGGUUAAUGGAGUCGCUUGCAAUGCAUUGAGGGCUUUUGGUGCUAUUACAGGCACAGAACGGGUGACCUACCUCACCCAAGUGAAUGAGCGUUGUGUUGGCAAAGGCAUCUAUAUGAAGCUCUGUGAAACUCCGGAGUCAAGUGGAAUGGAGCUGAAUGGCCAAAUGCUGGUUUCUUUAAUAGCAAAAGGAAUUCCCCUGACGACUGUGGUGCUUGGUUGCCCUGUUAUGUCCAAGAUGCAAGCCACUGAAGAUAACUUUUGGACAUGUGCUUCCCGUGUGCAUCAUGCCCUUCUUGACCAAGCAGUCUUUCCAGGAGGUGGCACUGUGGAAUUCCUAUGUCUCAGUUAUCUUGGGAACUUGGAGAAAGCAACCAACAUUUCUAAGGGAGAUUUUAAUGCUGGCAUCUCUUGGUUUGGAAAAUAUUCAGAACAAUAUCAACCUUUGGUGCUUAGUGCUUUGGCACGUGGUUGGCACCAGUACCUUUGCACUAUCAUGUGCAACACCACAAAAUGCACAUCUGAAUUAGAAGCUAGCACCUUCAUACAACAGCAUCUCCAAAAAGCAGCAACCUGUGAUUCUCCAGCAGUGUACAUACUAGAUGCGUUUAAGAAAGGUAGGAUGGGAGUUGCAAGCAUUGAAUAUGUUGGGAUGCAUGGAAAGGCUCCAAAAGUAUAUGAUAAUGUUGGGGCUAAGACAGAAGCAUGGCGAAGGGCUCUAGAUUUGGUGCUGUUAGUGCUACAGACAGAUGCUGAAAUUAUCACAGGCCCUCAGAGGGAUCAGUUGCUCAAAUCACAAGUCACAAGUAAGUUCCUGUUUUUGUAGGAACAUGUACAGCUUCUAAAAAUGACAGAAGAUUAAAAUUGUCAGUAUUUUGCAAGAAGAAAAGUAGGCAUAUAAUAGGAAAAUAAAAUUUAAAAUUCUGUAUUUUAGGAGUUAAAAAUGAUGUUAUCCACAGAAACCAUUUUAAUGGGGUGCAUCUGCACUGUAGACUUAAAAUACUUUGAUAUCACUUUAACUGACAUGUCUCAAUGCUGUGGAAUCAUGGGAGUUGUAGUUUUACAAUGUCUUUUGCUCUCCCAAACUACAACUCCCAAGGUUCCAUAGCAUUGAACUAUGAGCCAUGCUUUUUAAAACUUAAAUGUAUAUGUUCCUAUUCCAAUGUUUGUUCAUUUUUUGGUGCUGGUCAUCGAUUGUAAUAAUAAAUAAAUAUGUAUUGAA